UCACCCAUCAACACGACUUCAUCCAUUCAUCACUCCUCACUGAAGCUAUUACUAUCAAGCUUCUGCUUAGAAAUUCCCUCCCAAUUUGGGAUAUCAAUACCGAUAUGGCGGCAUAUAGUCACAACGACUAUAUUAAGUCCGCCGAACAGGUCCGCUACAUCGUCAAUCAUGUCUUCCUCCCGUCGCAGUUACCUCAGAAGGAUGACUACAAUGCAGGACAUGAGGAAGCUCUACUAUGGGCAGUAAUCGAAGCUCUUCAUGACUUCAAAGAUCAUACACAAGACUAUGAAUCGGAUUUAAUCGAUUCGAUUAUCAACUCCUUACAACCUCUACGAUUGUCCACAUCCAAUGAGAAGCAACUUCUCGAAGCAUUUGAUGCUUUUCUUAUCAGAAACCAUGGCACGGUCGUGUUUCAUGUCAAGGAACAGAAUGCAGGCAUCAUGUUCACAAGAUCAGACGCGUCGGUGCACGCUGAAGUCUUCGAGCUAUCUGCCAAUAAUAGAUCUGUGAUGUCCACAGAGGGAAGACUACUACGGGUCUUCCCGGGGUCUUCCUCAGCUAUUCCCUUGGAGACUUUCCAUCUACCCGAGUUUCAAGAGUCGAUAGCCCAUACGCUGGACAAGAUGAGCCACCAGAGAACCUAUGAUACUAAACCAAAGGCUCGAAAGAAGGGAAAGAUGCAUGAUGAAGACCGAGAUACCACCCACCCGAAGAUGGUCACUGAUUUUUUCUCCGCACUUUUAUCGUAUCUGGGGAGUCCAGUAGAGGUUGACAGCAUCAUCAAGCACACACGCGAAGAGAUUUUCUGGAAAGAUUGCAAGGCGCCGUGGCAUAGAUCAGCUUUGUGGCUGCUCAUUCGUGUCGCAUUGCAACUUCAGUUCUCACGGUCGGCCACGUCAUACAAGUGCCCCGGACAGGCUUACAAGACGUUUAUGCUGUUCUUCAUGACUAAGAUCUUGAUGCGGGCACACGUAUGCAACCUUUCAAGUGAGCUAUUGUCAGCCAUGAAUUCAAAGCUCUCUCGUCGAUGCCAGAAGGUUGCUGGGUUUGCCCCUGAGAACAUUGUCGAGUCUGUGAAGUCCUCUCUGUCGGCGACUAACCAGAUCCUCCAAGAGAGAUGGUCUGAAAUACAGAGACAGAGCCAUGUUUCCCACAAUAUGGAGCACCUUCGAGAUAUGAAUCUUGAAAAUGAUGCUCACAUUUACCUUCUGGAGCUUGAUAACUACAUUAGGUCCAUAGAUCACCGAGGACAGGGUAGUGGCGCUUCACUCUUGCGACUGUCCACUCCCUUAGAAUCCUAUACUUCUUCUAAUAUCCCUUCAUUCACAGCCCCAUUAGACGAUUCAGACAUAGCAUACACACUAGCAGCUAUCGAGUUUUGGGUCGCCGAUAGCCUCCCAAAAUGGAUAAGAGAGAACGAAAGGGGCUCUAUGACCUGUCGUUCUUUGAUGUCGCUGAUCGUGGACUACUUCAAGGCAGCACUUAUCCAUUACCAAGGAAACCCUGAGAUGACUUCCGUAAUGAUUCUCACUAUCCUAGAGCUAUGGGUUGCAUCCGACAAGUCCGCGGUGCAGAAUUGUGCAUUGUUGGAAAAGUACAAACCAGGUGUGCCCCUGGAACUCUUGGAGAAUCUAAAUCUGCCGCUGAGUGAACAGAUGGAGAGGCUUCAGGAGAUAGAGACGUACUUACUCAGACGUGAAUCCAGAGCUCCCUACACUUGCUACGAUGUAUUUUUGAGCUAUGGUAGCGCUCGUAGCUUCUCUGUGUUGUAUUUCGAUCAGUCAAUGCAACACCGGAAUUUACUUGCCACGAUCGAAAAAGAUGCAAGGAGAGCGAGGGAAAAGAAGCGCCAGGAAUUCCGAAAUGCUCGACGCCAAUUUGAUGACUUAAUGCAGCGUUCGAGAGCGGCUGAUCACAAAUACACCACGACCGAAGAUCCAGUAACGGGUGAAUAUUCUGACCAUCACUACAAAUGGGAUUGUUUAAAAUGUGGCCUUGAACAGCAGGCAUACAGCAUGCAGAUAAGCAUACACGAAUGGCCAUUACCGGAAGACAAACUUGAGGCCAAGUCAACCGUUUUCGAGCUGCAGGUUCCUCCCUUCUUCGGCUACUGGCGUGACACUACAAUGUUCAUACUGUUCAAUGUUCUCGGCUCUCGUUAUCACGCCGCGAAAACGACAGACUCUAAGAACUCGCUGAGCAAUCCCUUGACAAACGACUACUUUCGACCUUUCGAUCAAUAUCAGCGGAUAACUUUGCGGUCUGGGGCCAAGUCCCACACGCGCACACAUCGUAGCGUGAGGGACCUAUCUAUCCAAAAGGAGAGUGAGAUCUGCCUUGAGAAUGGUCUCCAUUACAAGUAUUUCGACACCACGGAGGACUGCUUCGUCACCCAUUUAGGGACUACGCAAACGGUCCCUGAACUAUGUACGUACUCUAUAUCGGAUAAAUCGACUGACCAAAUAUCGCCGAUCCAACAAUUCAUCAAUCGUCCGGCAUCAGAACCUCACGGUCCACCUCCAAAUACGGUUUUAGCUUCACAGUCGACUUGCCCCGGUGACUUAUCACUGGAAGAGUAUAAGGCACUUACGUCUCUUCCCCUAGGUUCUAGCAUUCAAUGGCAGAAUAUCUUGGUGCAGCUCGCAAUGCCUAGCAUAGACUUCAAAAGGGAAGAGACUAUGCUCGUUAUCCUUCAAUGUAUUUUCCAGGCAGGUCCAAGAGAUGGCGGCAAUAUACUAAGAACAGGUCAUAAAGUCCUCAGCGAUAAUUCUUUUGCCCACGCACUACUAGGUCGUCUGCACGAGGCACUUGGAAGGGUCCAGGAAAACUGGCAAUCCUUCCAAGCACUAGGUAUCUUCGUCGCUCUAUCUAGACGUCUGCUUUCCUUGGCACCAAUGGAGGACGUUAAGCAUGAGUGUCUCAGAUUCCUUGCUACCACUCGGGAAGUUGCUCUAGACUGGAUCCGAGUCCUCGACGAAAAGAUUCAGAGUACCACCGACGACGAUAUCAGGAAAGACUUGCGGUACAAGACAACCAGGAUAGCAUUGAUUUGUGCGGAUACUUUUAAUGUUGAUGACGAACAGCUUCGUCGACUUCUGGCCUCGCCACAUGAUGCGUGUAUUAUGAUACGGUGCGCUAUUGUUCUCCAGGAAGGGCUAUGCCACGUCACAAGAACGGCUGAAGGUAUAGAAUUCAUCAUGCGUCAACGCUGGGAUCAGCUCUCGUAUCGAGGUUUCAGCAUUUUUUCGAAUCAAAUAGUCAACAACAACAACCCUGCGCUGGAAAAUGCCAUUAAGGAGUCUUGGCCUGUAUUUCGCCCCAUCAACGCGUGGCGUAUCAGGAAGAGGCCCUAUCAUCACUGGCUCGAGAUCCGUUCAGCACGCGAAGAAGGAAGUGGCUCGCUCGAGGUACACUUUAGUACAUUGACAGGAGAACUCCUGAUAGACGGCAGCCCUUUAAGUCGACUCCCUAAAGAAUACGAGCAGCACUCUAUGUAUUCGACCUUGUUUGGAAGAACGGUAAUAGAAGUUAGGCCUAGCUCUAUUCCUGGAAUGCGGUAUUCUUCCAAGAAAGCGUUUAGUGGGCAUCGUGUAGAUUUUGGGAUGAACUACCAGGACAAGAAUAUUCACAUUCGAGCAGCAACCAACGGUCAAGUAUUCGAGCUUAUCCCCCGAUAUAUCCUUCAUGGCUCCUUUCCGGCAAUGUUUGUGAACAACUUUGUUCAUUGGUACAAUAAAUCCGAAGGUUACUUGGAAUUCUGUGCUCAGGAACUCCCAUGGGAUCACUCGGAGAAAAACUGGAGAUUGUUCCGUUCAGGGUAUACAUGGAGACUAGCGAAAGGAAACUCAUUCCUUGUCAGCAUUCGAAGUGCCACCGCAAUGAGAAUAUCCAGCAUACUAGGCUGCCUUGAGCCCCUCCCUUGGAUUCACAUCAUCCUUCGCGAAUACUCCCUAGAUAUUGAGCUCCCGAGAUUGAAGCUUGGAUUCUACACAAAAAAGGGAGGGACGUCCAUAUCUUCUCGCCAGUUUCGUGGAAUGGUUGUAGACGAGGAUCAAUCGAUUGGAACUCUUACCGGUCUUGAAACUAAGCUGGUGCUGAGAGGGCAAGAUGGCGGCCUCCGACGCAAGGUUAUUAUCCCUAGUGGAGUCAUUAGAUUCUUCAGGAGUCCUCAUAUCCCCGAGACGCUGCAACACGUGGUAGUCCAAAUUGAACAUUGUUCGAAUACGAGGGCUCAUUCCUACGAGAUUGACAACCUACUUGGCAGACUUAUUAACAAUAGCAGUCUGCAGAGUAGGUUGUUGAUAUCGUAUCUUCAUGCUCUCACCUCUUUCCCCUUACCAGACCAACUUACCGGGAAAACAGGGACAGAAAGUGCGCUUACUAUCCUGAACUCUGCUGCUGUUCGGUCAUUCAAAUGCCUCACAGAAGAGGAUAUCGACUUAUUACAACAUAUGGCAGCGCUCACUCCGAAGCGAGUCUACUAUCCACCGGAUGAGCAGGAUAUGCAGACUGUGCAUUGGUCCUCGGAUCUUGGCUUCUUAGCUCAGCAUGGAAAUUUUUUCGAGAGCGUGGAUUCGAUAUACAAGCAAGCCAGAGAAUCCGAAUUCCUUUAUCCCGAAUCGCACGUCGCCUUACCUGAUCUACAGGAUGUCAACUACACUUUGCUACGUCGGGAUCUGAUUCGUUCAUCAGUUUUCCGUAUUGUCGGAUUCGGCGCUGAGGCCCAUACAGACAAAUAUGACGUGAAAUAUCAGGCUAGGGAUCGCGAGAAGUACUCUUCUCAGGCUUCACAAGCCGUCGCCUUAUCCAGCAUGCUGUUCGAGGAAGACUUCACUCUCCGGUACGAUAUCAAGGGUAACGUAGGAUCUGUUAUAUGGGAUUUCAUUAAAAACCAUGUAAAAGGUCCUACACGUGGCCCUUCCUUUUCGUUGUCCGCUUCAGAACUACAAUACGAUUCUGGGUUACUUCUGAACCCCUACCCAUUCAUCGCCGAACAGUGGAUUCCUCUUCACAGACUGUUGAGCAAUCCGGGGGCUAGACCAAACAAAUUUCAAAUGAUGUUCUGGCUUGCUGCCAUUGCGUAUAUUAAAGAUGCCGAACUGAGCAUUCUUCAGAUUCUAGCUUCUUUCUACGCGGCACCCGACAUGGCUUUGAUCGCGGGGCCAAAUGUCGCAACGUUCGACUUAUCCAAUGGUUUCGAUAUCAGGACUACGAACUUGUCAGGACUUUUCGAAGAUUGCUGUUUGAAAUUUCACCAAGUUCCAGAAUCAAACUUACCUAGGAACUAUGGAGAGAACAAUAGUAACUACAACAACCGACGACGACGACAGCAUAACAUUAAAAAGAGCGAAGCUAUAUCCACAUUAACUUCUGCUUUGAAAGCUCAGUGGCCUUGUGGAGUCCCGGCUUAUCCAGACGGCACGACCUACGCGAAACUAUGUACGUAUAUUAAUAUGACCUCGGCUAUGGAGCGAGCCAGAGGUAGGUUCAAACCUUGCUUCGACAAUCACCUGCUCGUACUUUACUUCGAAAAGAUUGGCCGGAGUAUCACGCGGGAGACCAGUACGGUUGAAGUCGAGAGGGGAAUCCCGUUCGCUUCGCUCCCUAGUCCCACGAAGUUUAGACUCGUCAAGAAUGACGACGUACUUUCCUCUUCGGCCCCUGUGAUUUUGCCGUAUAUGGCGAAAGAUUCUCAGUAUCUAUCUUACAACGAAAAUAACCAGACACCCCGUCUCCCUUCUCUACUAUCGAGACUCGAAGAGCAAGCACAAUCGGGUUAUGAGAGACGUUAUGUCGAAGACCUAGGAAGUAGCGUGGAGUCGCUUCAGAGUUGGAGAAUGGAAUAUAGGUUGCCGUUGGAAGCGGAGGAGCUGGAGCCGCUUAUAAUUUCCCAUCAAAGCGCAUGCCAAUCAGUAGUCGACGAAAUCUAUAUCACCAUGCGGGAAUCGGUUGAAGAGAGCCUUCGGACUCGAGAGGCUUCAAGCCAACACUGGCCGAGGAUAUCCCCGAUCUUCUUCCUAGAACGCCUCUCUUAUCACUACUGGGAAACUCUCCCAGAAGGCUGGAGAAUAUGGAUCGUUCAUUAUGGAGUUGCUAUUUCUCACCUACAACGCGCACAGCGCCUACUGAGGGCAAUCAACAAUCCGUCUGCCUUAAUCAAGGAACUGCGAAACCCUGGUCACAUAAACUGGAAGCCAAUCGACCAACCCGACUCCUUGCUUCUGGAAAUCGAGAGCGAUCUUAUGAUCAGGGAGGUCCAAGAGGACAUCGCGAAGCAUAUGAGAAGCCCCGAAAGCGGGAAAAAUUCGGUCAUGCAGUUGAACAUGGGCGAGGGAAAGUCAUCAGUUAUUGUUCCCGCGGUUGCCGCAGCUCUCGCAGAUGGCGAACGACUAGUCCGAGUCAUUGUUGGGAAACCACAGUCAAAGCAGAUGUUCCAGAUGCUUGUAUCGAAGCUAGGCGGCUUGUUGAACCGACGAAUCUACCACAUGCCCUUCUCUCGUGCUGUAAAGGUUGAACGUGCUGAGAUUGAGGCAAUGACGAAGAUGGUCAACUCCUGCAUAGAGAAUGGCGGUGUCUUUUUGGUUCAGCCAGAACACAUCCUUUCCUUUAAACUCAUGGGUAUUGAGUGCAUACUAACAGGAAGAGAGGAAAUCGGACUCCCUCUGACGCAGCUUCAGGCAAGCCUUGACGAUUGGACGCGUGAUAUUGUUGACGAAAGCGAUGAGAAUUUCAGUGUCAAGUUUGAGUUGGUGUAUACAAUGGGCACACAGCGACCGACCGAAUUUUCUCCUGACAGAUGGAUUUGCAUCCAGCAGUUGCUGGAUAUAGUCAGAAGUGUCAUCUCGAAGGCACAUUCCGAGCUCCCAGGUUCGAUUGAGCUUCGCUUCCAAGCCUUCGGAUGCUUUCCGUGGACUCGAAUCAUAAAACCAGAUGCUGCAGACCAGAUUCUUCGUCGUAUCACGGAACGGGUUUGUGCGACGGGCUUGAAUGGAUUCCCCAUUACAAGACAGCCUGAGCUUAUACGUGGAGCUGUGUAUAGAUACAUCACAGAGGUUGAACCCAGAGCAGAUGACAUCGCAUUAGUCGAGGACGAGAGCCCGAAUGGGUUCUGGACGGGCGCCAAAGAUACAUUGCUGCUGCUACGCGGCCUCAUAGCCGGAGGAGUUUUAGCGUUCGCCUUCGGACACAAGCGCUGGAGGGUUGAUUAUGGACUUGAUGGGAACAGAAACCCAAGCACCAAGCUUGCCGUGCCUUAUAGAGCCAAGGAUAGUCCUUCACCCCGAUCCGAGUUCAGUCAUCCGGAUGUUGUCAUUCUCCUUACGUCCUUGAGCUAUUAUUACGGCGGGCUCAGCGACGAGGACUUGUUCUUGACGUUCAACCAUCUCUUCAAGUCUGAUCAGGCUGAACUCGAGUACGGGAUGUGGGCUAGGGCUGCCAACGAUUUAGCUCCUGCUUUCAGACAAUUGGUUGGCAUUAACCUCGAAGACAGCCAAUGCACAGAGCAUGUGUUCAAGAAUCUCCGAUAUGUUAAAGGGGUCAUCGAUUACUUCCUAGCACACAUCGUUUUCGCGAAGGAGAUGAAGGAAUUUCCACACAAGCUCUCCGCGUCAGGUUGGGACAUUGGAGAAGUCAAGGAUCACCCGACAACAGGAUUUAGCGGCACCAAUGACUCUCGCAAGGUGCUUCCUCUUCAUGUUGAGCAAUUAGACCUCCCAGCCCAGAAACACACCAACGCAUUGGUGCUCGAGUAUCUGCUCCAACCCGAAAACUCAGUCGAGCUCAUGCCACCACGACGAGAGAUGGAUGUGUCAGUUGCUGAAAUGCUCCUAGACAUCAUCACUAGGAUGGAACCUCCAACUAGAGUUAUAUUAGACGUGGGAGCUCAGAUACUCGAGCUUGACAAUCUAGGGGUCGCCAAAGCAUGGCUGCGAAGAAAUUCUCACGACGGACAAAUUCAAGCGGCCGUUUACUUCGAUGACCAUGAUGAGCUCUGUGUUAUCGAUCGUAGGGGACACUCUGAGCCUCUCCAGGCAUCACCGUAUGCGACACAGUUAGACACUUGCCUUGUCUUCUUAGACGAGGCUCAUACUAGAGGCACUGAUUUGAAGCUACCGAAAAAUUAUCGCGCAGCAGUCACUCUAGGCGCAAACCUGACGAAAGAUAGACUGGUACAAGCAUGCAUGCGGAUGAGAAUGUUAGGCGAAGGACAGUCUGUGGUGUUUUGCGUACCAGAAGAGAUUCGGGCCAAGAUCCAAGCUCGCAAAUCUGACCCUGAUCCCUUCGCCCGUGAAGAAAUCUCCGUCCUGGACAUCUUGGCAUGGACGAUCGGGGAAACCUGGCAGGACAUCCACCGGAGCAUGGGAUUGUGGGCUAACCAGGGCCGCCGCCACGAAGUGCACCUGAAGGUGUGGGAAGCAGCUCGGGCAAAUAAGUCGAUUGAUAGGGGGUUUAUAUUUGAAAAGUCUCUCGCCGAAAAAUAUCUUGAGGAUGAGUCGCAGACAUUGGAACGUAGAUAUCGCCCUCGCAAGAAAGGUACCAAUAGCCUUGGAAUCCUGUCCAAUGAGAACACCAUGGAUCCAAUCUCCAAGCGCUGCAGGGAGUUCACCAACCUGAACCUCGACUCAGCAGCACUCCAAGAAGAAGAGGAGCGAGAGUUGUCGCCGGAAAUCGAGCAAGAAAGGGAGGACCAGAGACCUCCCGCAGCCAAGCCGGACAUACACUCGAUACACCCACAUGUGGAAUCAUUCGUAACCUCAGGUACCAUCUACAGUACGUCUCAGGGGUACGGACCUGCAUUCAUGGCUUUGCAACGUACCACCGCUGGAGCUCUCCUCAAAGUACACAGUUUCCAACCCGGCUUGUUGGCCACGAUUGAUUUCGAACGAACUAUUAGAAAUCAUCGCAAGGGUAUCGACGUUUUGGAUUUCUAUCAACGCAGUGUCCAGUGGAUUUUGACGAGUGGUCGUCCUAACGACAAAUUUGUCAAGCAUAUGAUGGUCAUCAGUCCGUACGAAGCACAGAUGCUUCUUCCCAAGAUCCAGGCAUCCAACGCCGUUGCACUGCACUUGUACGCGCCACGGUCAAGUUUAGGAUACCGCCCGCUAGACAAACUGGACUUGUACACGGUCCCUGAACGGCUGAGCCAGCGUCAGAUACCGCAGCGGCUCAUCACGCAACUCAAUUUGUUUGCGGGGCAGCUCUACUUCGACUCGUUCGAGCAGUAUGUGGACGCGUGCAAGUUUAUGGGUAUCAGCUAUGACACGCCUGGCGAGGGAGAGGAGAUCGCAGCGGAUGGAUUCAUACUCCGCGAUGCGUUUGGAAUAGUUGGCGGUGAGUCGGGUUUGCAGCGUAGCCCAGUUAAGUUCUUCAAGGUGCUUCACACCAAGAUCCGACGCAACUGCGAAAGCAUUAGCAAGACACACAUGGGCAAAUUGCUGGAUAACCAGCUGCUUCGGCCGGAGGAUUUCGAGAACGAUGGAUGAUUGAGAAAUUGAGGCCAAAAUGGCAAUUGAGAUUGAAAUUGAGACUAAAAGUGGGACCUUAAGACAGAUUCGCCAAGUUCGGCAGAGGGACUAAAGACUUGUACAGUAAUUGUAGUUUAUUCUGAGAGAUUGUUGCCGAUACCGUAUUGAUUCAUGCUAAUUCGUGACAUAAUAGUCCCCCUUUUCUAGAGAGUUCAACUACAAGUGCCCAGUUAACUGAAUUGGUGUUA
Annulohypoxylon truncatum is the source of this 9712-nucleotide messenger RNA. RefSeq lists its product as uncharacterized. Bases 105 to 9482 code for a protein of 3125 amino acids. NCBI's taxonomy places the organism in Eukaryota, Fungi, Ascomycota, Sordariomycetes, Xylariales, Hypoxylaceae. The record is from RefSeq and is a predicted model, not a curated record. The transcript has 3 exons.